UGAUGAUGAUGGCAUCCUCGGGCUAGGUGACCUUGGAGUCAGCAUUUUAUAUAUUCCUUGUACUGUAUUAUGACAGGUUUGGGCGCGUGGUACAUCGAUGCAUUGUCCUAGGUUAGGAUUCAGUUUAGCUAGCUAGCCGGCUAGUGUGGCUCAAAGUUACUGAUAAUGGGAUAGGAUAGCAAGCUAACUGUGCUGUAGAUAGCUAACGUUACGUUAUAUGUUGCAAGACCUGUACCACUAUUAGGGAACUCGUGUUACAACUUUGGCACGUGGGCUAACUGCGAUAUUUAUUAACGAACUCAAUUGUUGUACAUUGUUGCAUUUACUUGGUUGUUGUAACCACUGAGUAGCUAGAUUUCCUAUUUAAAAGAAUUAGAAAAAAGUAACGAUGAUCCCUUAGAUGCGCGCGCCCUCUUUGUCCUUUAUUUCUCUGAGCGAUGUAGCCACCACACAGUGCCACAAUGAAGUACAUCCUGGUCACUGGUGGUGUCAUCUCAGGCAUCGGGAAGGGCAUCAUCGCAUCCAGCAUGGGAACCAUCCUCAAGUCAUGUGGUCUGCGUGUCACCGCCAUCAAGAUUGACCCCUACAUCAACAUAGAUGCAGGGACCUUCUCUCCGUACGAGCAUGGUGAGGUGUUUGUGCUGGACGAUGGGGGUGAGGUGGAUCUGGACCUGGGGAACUACGAGAGGUUCCUGGACAUCAGACUGACCAAAGACAACAACCUGACCACAGGCAAAAUCUACCAGUCUGUCAUCAACAAGGAGAGGAGAGGAGACUACCUGGGAAAGACCGUACAGGUGGUGCCCCACAUCACUGAUGCCAUCCAGGAGUGGGUGAUGCGUCAGGCCAGAGUACCUGUUGACGAUGACGGUGUGGAGCCUCAGAUCUGUGUCAUCGAGCUAGGAGGCACUGUGGGAGACAUCGAGAGCAUGCCUUUCAUCGAAGCCUUCAGGCAGUUCCAGUUCAAGGUGAAGAGAGAGAACUUCUGUAACAUCCACGUCAGCCUGGUACCACAGCCCAGUGCCACAGGAGAGCAGAAGACCAAACCCACUCAGAACAGUGUCAGAGAGCUCAGAGGACUGGGCCUGUCUCCUGAUCUGAUCAUGUGUCGCUGCUCCACUCCCCUGGAGAACUCCGUCAAAGAGAAAAUCUCCAUGUUCUGUCAUGUAGAACCUGAACAGGUGAUCUGCGUGGCAGAUGUGUCGUCCAUCUACAGAGUGCCUCUGCUACUGGAGAACCAGGGGGUGGUGGGCUACUUCUGUCAGAGACUAGACCUUCCUAUAGAGACACGCCCCAGGAAGAUGCUCACCAAGUGGAAGGAGAUGUCUGACAGGUCAGACAGGCUCCUAGAGCAGUGUUCUAUAGCCCUGGUGGGGAAAUACACCAAGUUCACAGACUCCUACGCGUCAGUCAUCAAAGCUCUAGAACACUCUGCCUUAGCCAUCAGCCACAAACUGGAGAUCAAGUAUAUUGACUCGGCAGACCUGGAGCCAAACACACUGAAGGAGGAGCCUGUGAAGUACCACGAGGCGUGGCAAAAACUCUGCAGUGCUGAUGGCAUUCUGGUUCCUGGAGGGUUUGGAGUCAGAGGGACCGAGGGGAAGAUGCACGCCAUCAACUGGGCACGCAAACAGAAGAAACCCUUCCUAGGUGUGUGUCUAGGGAUGCAGCUGGCUGUGUGUGAAUUUGCCAGGAACGUGCUAGAAUGGGAAGAUGCCAACUCUACAGAGUUUGAUCCAGAAUCAAAGCAUCCUGUUGUGAUUGACAUGCCAGAACACAAUCCUGGGCAGAUGGGCGGGACCAUGAGGCUGGGAAAGAGACGGACCAUUUUCAAGACCACCAACAGUAUACUAAGAAGACUUUACGGAGAUCCUGAGUAUGUGGAUGAGAGACACAGACAUCGCUUUGAGGUGAACCCAGAGCUGAAGGAGCACUUUGAGGGGAAAGGCUUUCACUUCGUGGGUCAAGACGUAGAAGGAGAGAGAAUGGAAGUCAUUGAGCUAGACGAUCAUCCGUAUUUCGUAGGGGUGCAGUAUCAUCCUGAGUUCACCUCUCGCCCCAUCAAACCAUCGCCUCCCUACUUUGGCCUCCUGCUGGCAUCAGCCGGGAAACUACAAAGCUACCUACAGAAGGGCUGCCGUCUGUCUCCACGGGACACGUACAGUGAUCGGAGCGGCAGCAGCACCCCAGACUCUGAAAUAGCUGAGCCCUCCAUCUCACAGGAUUGAAUGUGACAGAGGGAAACGAACAAUGAAGAGCUGAAAGAGGAAACAUUUUUAAUGGAGGAUCAUCACAAAAAGGCUAAAUGAGUUUUAAGACAUGUUUCCUGACCUCCCUGAACAGUAUUGUUAGUAUUGUUCUAUGCUCUUGCCAAAAGGUAGGCAGCCAUCAAAUGUAACUGUCAUUAUGGGUCAAACAGGCCUCAGAAGUCAUUACAUGCAGUAGUAACCUGUAGCUCAGUUGGUAGAGCAUGACACUUGCAACGCCAGGGUUGUGGGUUCGUUUCCCACGGGGGGCCAGUAUG
This is a messenger RNA of Coregonus clupeaformis (lake whitefish), 2524 nucleotides long. RefSeq names its product CTP synthase 1. Bases 462 to 2228 code for a protein of 588 amino acids. Gene Ontology annotation, molecular function: CTP synthase activity; identical protein binding. The transcript has 17 exons. The record is from RefSeq and is a predicted model, not a curated record. Gene Ontology annotation, cellular component: cytoophidium; cytoplasm. Gene Ontology annotation, biological process: pyrimidine nucleobase biosynthetic process; CTP biosynthetic process. NCBI's taxonomy places the organism in Eukaryota, Metazoa, Chordata, Actinopteri, Salmoniformes, Salmonidae.